AUGAAUGUAGUUACAACAUUUUUGUUGCUUCUAUUUAGUAUAAAACACAGUAAUACAUAUAAAUUAAAUAAUAUAAAACAACCCCUAAAUUAUAUGUACGGUAUUAAAAUUAAUGUAAAUAAUGCGAAAAAUAGAUUUGCCUCGAAGUUUAUAAGUAACUUAAUUAGUUAUACUAAAGAAUCAUACUCUCCUAUAAACCCCAAAAAAAACAUAUUUCAUAUAGAUGUGUCUAGUAAUAGUAAAAAGAGAUAUUUCAAAUCAUCCAAUGAGAAUAAAUUAUUUUAUAACAUAACGCUAAGAACAAAUGAUGAGGAAAAAAAAAUUGAAUGUAAUGAAGAUGAGUAUAUAUUAGACGCAUGCGAUAGACAAAAUGUUGAGUUACCUUACAGUUGUAGGGGUGGAAGCUGUUCAACUUGUGCCGCCAAAUUAAUAGAAGGAAAAGUAGACAAUGAUGACCAAAGUUAUUUAGAUGAAGAACAGAUAAAGCAAAAAUAUAUUCUUUUAUGUACGUGUUAUCCCAAGUCUGAUUGUAUCAUUGAAACGCAUAAAGAAGAGGAGUUACAUGACAUAUGA
Plasmodium malariae is the source of this 573-nucleotide messenger RNA. RefSeq names its product ferredoxin, putative. The transcript has a single exon. Gene Ontology annotation, molecular function: electron transfer activity; 2 iron, 2 sulfur cluster binding. Lineage: Eukaryota; Apicomplexa; Aconoidasida; Haemosporida; Plasmodiidae. Gene Ontology annotation, biological process: electron transport chain. The record is from RefSeq and is a predicted model, not a curated record. The coding region runs from base 1 to 573 and encodes 190 amino acids.